Molecule: messenger RNA, 1632 nt
Organism: Fusarium keratoplasticum
Lineage: Eukaryota; Fungi; Ascomycota; Sordariomycetes; Hypocreales; Nectriaceae
Product: HET domain-containing protein
Exons: 2
Coding region: 1-1632 (543 amino acids)
Source: RefSeq, a predicted model, not a curated record
AUGUGCUACUGCGAUCUGGUCAAGUUCAGCUGCAACCAUCGAGAAUGGAGCGAUGUACGACAGCCGUGUGACGAUGCUCAGUGCCAGGAACAGCGUAUUCGGAAGCAUGUCCACAUCGGCACGAACGAUGUCUGCUCAAAAUGCCGGAGAGAUCCAUUCGGAAUCGAUCCCCUCCGGGUUAGGCUUUAUGGCAAUGCGGAGUCGUCCCUUCCUGCCUCCAAUAUGAUCCUGGGCGUUAACAAACCCAUGCUCGACACAAUGCCGUGCAGGCUCAUUUCGCACGACCGGUAUAAUAUCUCGUUUCCCCGGGGGACACACCAGUUUCGGAUUGAAACCUCGGCCCUCGAGUCUGCUCCCUUCGCCGUAAGCACCGACACUAUUCUGAAGCUUAGCGUUAUGGCAAAGCGAUUUGCAGAGAAACGUGAGAGGCUCGUUAGAAGAGUCCUGGAGGCCAUGAGACACCCCGAAGGCCCCGAUCGGGAGUGGGGCCUUCCAGUCAGCAGCACUUCAAGGCUAUCCAAGGCGAGAGCGCAAACUACGAGAGACUUGGGGUCACCUUAUUCACGACUCAACCUCAAAGCCCGACAGAUCCGGUUGCUCAAGUUAAAUCCCAAUAGGAAUCCCCAGGAUCUAUCAUUCUCUUUUCGAUGUAUGGAGCUGUCCCACUGUCCUCGGUAUACUGCACUCUCCUACACUUGGGGAGAUGAAGAAGCUUCCCGGAACAUCACCGUUGGUGGAGGCGGGACAAUCAACAUACGUGAGAACCUCUGGUCCUUUCUCCACCUACAGAGCUAUAUCAUUUCCAAGCCUAAAUUCUUCUGGAUCGACGCAAUCUGCAUCAAUCAAUCCAACGUCCACGAACGCAACCAUCAAGUCAACAUGAUGAAACAAAUCUACGUCAAUGCGUUUGAGGUCUAUAUCUGGCUAGGGCUGGAAGCGGAUAACAGCGAUCUCGCAAUGGACUUUAUUGCUGCGAAAGGCACACGAGAACUCAGGCGUCGGGGUCCUGGGUUUCACGCUAUUUGGCCGAGACAUGUUGGUAAGGCUCUGUACGACUUGUGCGAGCGUGCCUACUGGAGAAGGAUGUGGAUCAUUCAGGAGAUUGUGCACGCCGACAACAUCACUGUCUGGUGCGGAGCCAAGUCUUUCAGAUGGCACGUUCUUGAGAGCCUCUAUCUCACUCUCAAAACUUUGGAAGAAACAUCGUGGUUUGCACAUCACCCACAUGCAAUAAGGGUAUUACAAAGCUCGGCCUGUACCAUGGUCUGGCAGCGUGCACACUGGCGACACCCUGACACCCCUUCUCCACGGCUUCAGGUCCUCAUCGACACCUUCCGCGACUGGCAAUGCACAGAUAUCAGAGAUAAAGUCUAUGCCCUGGUAAGCAUGGCGAGCCAUGAAACAGCCAUCGUUCCCGAUUACUCCAAAUCAACUCUGGAUGUCUAUCGCGCAGUUCAAGACAAACACGAUAGCGAGAAACACGAGUUCUACAACAUGCUAUCCCAAAUCCUAGCGAUACCACAACGUGACUUGAGUUUCGAGAGAGAUCUGAUCGAAUAUAAACGGCACCCCCCAGAGCAGUUAGUGCUGAGAGGCCUAUUAGACGACUAUUUCGGCAAAGAUUUUGAGUGA